This is a messenger RNA of Chara braunii, 4748 nucleotides long. The record is from the annotation of a GenBank genome assembly. NCBI's taxonomy places the organism in Eukaryota, Viridiplantae, Streptophyta, Charophyceae, Charales, Characeae.
ACGUUGACACACACACACACACACACACACACACACACACACACACACACACACACAGAGGGCGUCAGGGAGUUUCUGACGCCGAGUUUUAUUUUUUUUGAGUCGGGAUAACUCCUUGGUGCCAUGGAUAGACCCAGGGCGUCGGCCCUGGCUUUCCUCUUCAGCUGCUGCAUGCUUCUGACAUUUAUUCUCCUGCAGCGGAAUCUGUCUCUACGGGAUGUUGAUCGAAUUCCGGUGACGUCAACAAAAACAGCAGAAGCUACUACCACCACGUCAACUGAAACGCGAACAACCUCCGGUGCGCCGACGAGGGAAACGCCGACGUCAACCGAAAAGCUUGAGUCGACCACUACGACGACGACGACGAGGACGACGAGGACGUCAACAGGCGAGAGAGAGCUCGAGGAGAGGAGGGCGGCGGAAGAAGCUUUCGCGUCUGCUUCGUUGGAAACAGCGAUGGCGGCGAUGGAGACGAUGGAGGCGAUGGCCGAUCCAUUCAGUCGGCUGGCCAACAACCUGGCGAAAGCCGGUGUGAUUGGGGAGGUGGUUGACUCCUUCGUCCCGACUGUGGACCUGAGCGUGAAGUAUGGGGAGCAGACGGUUACGGCUGGGAUAGAGCUAUUACCGUCGGAAACGGCUAUAGCGGCACGUGUCGAGAUAGGCGGCAAUGUAGACCGUGAUCUCUUCACACUCGUAAUGACCGAUCCGGAUGCGCCCAGUCCUCAGAACCCAACCAAGCGCGAGUGGCUUCAUUGGAUAGUCUCCAACAUUCCAGGUGGCACAGAUGAUUUGCAGGCUAUCAACAUUCUAGCAGUCUGUUUCGCUACUUGCUACUACGUGUGUAAGCAGGCGGAGAUCCUUGGCCUCGACACCUCGCUAGCUCAUCUCCAAGACCGCCUUCAGCGGUUGGAGCAGCGACCAGUCGCUGCCGCAGACGCAGGCUCUUCCAACACUACCGACCGCCUCAAUGCAUUGGAGAUGGACGUCGGUGCACUCAAGGAUGGCGUAGAAUCGCAGCAGACCGCGACACAGCAAUUGCAACAACGGAUCUGCACUACCGCCACCACUUCGAGUACAGAACCGCGCGAGACCACUCCAAAGUUCGACGGGCAGGAGAUCUUCUGCGACUCAACGAAGACAGAUCCUAUUCCAUGGUUUCGCAAGUUCGAGCUCACGCUGCAGCUGUCCAACGUCAAGGAACAUAAGCAUCAAGCCUACUUGUACUCUCGCUCAGGGGGCGCGUGCCAGGCUUGGUUGGACAACCUCCUGUCCAAGUAUGGAGUGGUAGCAGCGGACUUGCACACCGUGAUCAGUUGGGAUGAUCUGAAGGCGGCGGGGCACAAGCGGUUCCAGGUGGAGCCGCCAGAGAUCAAAGCCAUGGACAAGCUCAUGGUCUUUGAGCAAGGCACGCUGUCGAGUACGGACUGGAUCGCCGAGUACCAGCGCUUGACGUCAGUCCCAGACAUCCAGAUGGGCUUCAAGGCCAUCCGCCAUUACUUCAUCUCAAGGUCAUGUCCGGCAUUGAGCAAUGCCCUGACGCAUGUCGAAGACACCUUGACGACGACGGCGGAGUUGUUCGACAAGGCUGCGCAGAUCAUUAUCACAAACAMGGAGGCCAAKAACCUUYGUUYWUCUGCRUCAGGCCCGAGCAGGGACCAGCAUCGGCCAAGAGUGGCCGUGGUCGCAGCGGCAACGCCGUUAGACCAAACCAGCGAGGCUGUGUCUGCCAAUGAAGGAGUUCGGAGGAAGGCAAACCCGACGGCGAUCAAGUUGGCGGACGGUAAGACGCAGCAACUUCUCGACCGUUACAUCGAGGMCGUACCGGUCUACUUCGCACCUCAUGCAUGCGAACCGGUCACGUUUGAUAUUCUCGACACGGACUUCGACAUCAUUAUGGGAAUGCCUUGGCCUGCAAGUGCGGAUCACACGGUCAACUUCCAUCGGCGGACUCUUAGCGUUCGGGACGCCUUCGGCGCGGAAGUGGCGUGUACUGUUCCUCUACCGCACUCUUCGAUCCGGUGCCAAGUGGUAACGGCCAAAUCAUUCCGGGCGACUUGUGCCUACGAGCAGCCCGAUGAGAUCGGCCUAUGUUUCCUACAGACCGUCGCGGUAGCCGACUCUUCCCCCACGGACUUGUCUUCGGACCCCCGUGUGGUGCGGUUGCUGGACGAGUUUGCCGAUAUCUUCGAGUCACUUACCGGUGUGGUGCGGGAUCGGCCGAUCUCUCACGAGAUCAUUCUUGAGGCCGGUGCUGUGCCGCCGAAAGGUUGCAUCUAUCGGAUGAGCGAGGAGGAGCUUGAGGUACUCCGCGCACAACUCGAUGAUUUGUUGGCCAAAGGCUGGAUCCGCCCGAGCAGCUCCCCAUAUGGAGCACCUGUUCUCUUCGUCARGAAGAAGAACAAGGAUCUACRAUUGUGUAUCRACUACCGCAAGCUCAACGCGCAAACCAUCAAGAAUGCGGGGCCUCUGCCUCGCAUCGACGAUCUUCUCGAGCGACUGGGCGGCGCGAAGUAUUUUUCCAAGUUGGAUUUGAAAUMGGGAUAUCAUCAAAUCUCRAUCCAGCCGCACGAUCGCUACAAGACCGCGUUCAAGACACGGUACGGGCAUUUUGAGUGGGUGGUCAUGCCUUUUGGCCUCACCAACGCCCCGRCGACGUUCCAGGCGGCGAUGACCAACGAGUUCCGUGCAAUGUUGGAACGGUUCGUGCUGGUCUACUUAGACGAUAUUCUCGUCUACAGUCGGUCAUUGGAGGAUCAUCUGGGGCACCUUCGACGAGUGUUGGAGACGCUCCGCCGCGCCAAGUACAAGGCCAACCGCGACAAGUGUGAAUUUGCCCGGCAGGAGCUGGAAUACUUGGGCCAUUUUGUCACAGUGGAGGGCAUCAGUCCGUUGUCGGACAAGAUUCAGGCCGUCCAGGAGUGGCCGGAGCCUCGGAACGUCACGGAAGUUCGCUCGUUCCUUGGUCUUACCGGCUACUAUCAGCGCUUUAUCGAAGGCUACUCCAAGAUCGCGGCCCUUUUGGUGGCCUGGCCUUCUCAGCGACGUCACGCGUUAUUGCGAGUCUUGCGAGGAACAACCGUCGUGCAGUACGCAGGACCCACUCCCCCAGUUGGCAUGCACAGAUACAUCUUCUUGCUUUUCAGGCAACGGGGAGGACCUAUCGACAUAGCCCCCCCAGCUCAGCGUGCAAAUUUCAACACGCGGAACUUCGCAUCGCAAUAUGGGCUCAGUCUUCCGGUUGCGGGAAUUCACUUCAUUGCCCAGAAGGAGCGCAAAUAAGGUUUCAAAAGCUGUUUCCUUGGCAAGGCCCGAGACUGGAAAAUGGGCCUGGAACUGGAGAAUGGGCCUGGAUCUGGAAUGUGCUUGGAACUGGAAUGGGGCGUGGAACUGGAAUGGGCCUUGCGGGCUGAAGUUACUGCGAUUCUCUCCUUGCUCCGAUGGGAAGGAUUCUCGAGUCUUUGCACCUAUGAUUUGUCCGUUCCGAUGGAAAUUUUCGAAGUUUGGAGAAAUGGCAUGGCUGCUUCCUGGUGGAGAGUGCCCGGCAAACCGCUACUUCCUCGAUGCUCUGCAGAAAGCCGAAAUCAGCCGGCAGGAGGGAUGACAUAUGGUGUGCCUUCUUGGAUUGUCUAAGUAGAGGGUUGAUGCGCAUCGACUUCGUUAGUCCCACCGUCGCUAAGAGUUUUGAUAAGGAUCAGUCUGCCAGCUGACGAUACAUGGCGUUUCGGCGUUUCCGUUGCUGUUUUGGUGCCUGUUUCCGAGCCAGAGGAAUGCCAUGCCCGCAAGAGACAGUGGGAGUGCGGUUGAUCUGUGUCUUCCUGAGUGCUGCAGUCACUAGAAGACAGGACCAUGAGGGUUAGUUGAGUGCUGCUUGAUGACGGGGCGAAGUUGUAACAUAGAAGGAUGUAGACGCUAUUAGAAAGCGAUAUGCUGGAUUAUAGCAGCAGAAGUUCAUAAAACUGUGUAAUAAAUCAUAGGCAUAAUUUGGUUGUCAUCUGUGAAGGUUGAUGCACAGGGAUGUAGGGGUUUAUAAAAGUGGGAUGCGUGGACGUGGAGGCCAUGCCAUGAUGUCACACUGCACAGGGCUUGUGACAUGCCUGUUUUUUUUGUUUUUUUUUUGUCCCGCAGCAUGCGCUACUGCAAGGUUUGCAUGCUUGAACUCUUCAUCUGAAAUCACCUGAUUCCCGCUUGAGGCGAACACCUGCUGUAAGGCGGGAAGAUGGGGCUGUGGGCCAAUUUAGUCCUAUAGAGAGAGACUUGUACAGAAAUAGACACUGGCACAGUUGACAAUGCUUGCGACACAGCACACAACAUGACAGGUGCCUUAUCCCCUGGGAUCAGGGGUAUGGGCCCGUCGGGACCACAGCGAAGAUCGGAGUUUGUUCCGACUUUGACAGAAGGAAACAGUGCCACAGUUGCUGGAGCCUCCACAUCUCUGUGAUAAUUUGGUAACACAUGUAUAGUUAGUCAGUUUGGUGGGGCAUGCGACUGUCCUCUUCUUUUUUUUUCUUUUUUUUCCCUCUCUUUUAUGCCUCUGACCGUCAUAUGUCUCUUUCGUCCUCAAAUUCCUUUUGUAGCAAUAUAUUUUGUUUUUCUGGGUCCUCCUUCAGCACAUGGCUGGGACUGGUUGGAUCUGGAACUGCAUGGAUGGAUUGGGAACAGGAACUCCAUGAGUGGAACUGGAACCAGAACUGGAACUGCAAUGUGCCAGGACUCCUAAAGAUUAGAUAGAAUGAAAGCCAAUUUCGAAU